AUGAAAUGGGCACCCCUUUUUGGGUUAGUCAACAGGUUUAUAUAUAUACCGUUGACAGAUGGAGAUUUUUCGUUGUACCAAAACAAACAUUUAACAAACAAUAUGUUGAAAGUAUCAAUUUUAUUUAUUACAAUCAUUUUGACAUUAUUGUUGGAGAACAUUCAUGGAAAAGGGUGUCGUGCAAUUGGAGAGAAAUGUAGUAAAACUGUAUUUGACAGAUGUUGUGGCGAUACAGUAUGCCAUUUAACUUCACCAUUUCAUGGGAAAUGUGUCAAAUGCUUAAAAGGGGGUACUCUUUGUAUAUCGGAUAAAAAUUGUUGUUCACACAAAUGUACUUUAGGAAAGUGUACAAAUGAAAAACAUCAUUAUUAAACUGGGGACAUUUAUAAUCAAUUAAGGAAUUUUAAAUGUUGUUCGUAAAUAAUUUGAAUGUGUUUUUCAUAAAAAUUUAAUGAGAAUUUGAAUAUGAUGAAUGAAUAGUCAAUGAAA
Molecule: messenger RNA, 489 nt
Organism: Schistosoma haematobium
Lineage: Eukaryota; Metazoa; Platyhelminthes; Trematoda; Strigeidida; Schistosomatidae
Exons: 2
Coding region: 1-372 (123 amino acids)
Source: RefSeq, a predicted model, not a curated record